AUGCUUGCCUCACGAAUCUUGUUGAUGAGAAGGCAUAUGGUAAUGUUACCACCAAUCACGAAUACCUUCUGCUGCAACAAUAACAACAACAACAACAACGGAAGGAACUAUGGCAGUGGCAUUCUUACUCUAUUCAACCUGAUCCAUCAUCACCACCAUCAUUCAGUCAUCAUUCAAGCUGCCACUCCAAUUAUGAUGAAUCAACGUCGAAACUAUUCUCUCCAGCAACAACAACAACAACAACGAUUACAAAUGACUUCUACGACCUCAUCUUCCUAUCAUCUAAACAAAUUAUUUCCAAUUUAUAGUUCGGAAAAUAUAAAAUCAUCACUAUCCAUAAUGUCCUCUCAAAACAAUACUAUUUCCCUCUCGGAUCUCAAAUUUGAUGUCAAAUCUUCCUCCACAAAUAUUCAAACUAAAAAACAGAAAAAACUUGCAUCCAAAUUUAGCUGUCUGAGUAUUGUUACAAAACACACAGUUUCAUUUGUUGAAGAAAAAACUCCUCAUGAAGUAAAAUUAGUACCAAAAUUAAGUAGUGGAGAACCAAUCCUUAGAAUUUCUAAUGAUCCAAUACAUGAUAUUCAAACUCUGAAUAGAAUUUCAACUCAUGUGAUCAAAGGAUCUAACAAAAUUAAUCACUAUCGAUUACAUGCAAUUAUUUAUAAUUGGAAUAGUGCACUUGAUUGUUUACAAUUUGAAUCAAAAUUACAUCCUUCUUCCUCAUUGAAACAAAUAUUUGUUAAAAUGUCUAAUUUAUUUACAAAUCCUAAUAGUGAGUGUUACAUUGGUAGCACAAGCUCUCCAACUUUCAAUAAUGGUAAAUUACUUCAUGUUUGUCUCGUUUCAAGAGCAGCCAUUGAGUGUGUCGCAUCGAUUCAAAAUCCAUUGUAUAAAGAAAUGAUGACACUCGCAACUCAGAGUCAACAAUAUUCCACCAAUAUGGAAAAUGAUCAUUCGAAUCGUCCUCCGUAUAGGAAUCAAUCACCACAGGUAUUCAAAACCAAAAAUUAUGAACUGGCUUUCAAGAUGGAUGACAUGCUAUUUAAGAGAUUAGGAAUAAAUCUAUAA
Molecule: messenger RNA, 1068 nt
Organism: Naegleria fowleri
Lineage: Eukaryota; Heterolobosea; Eutetramitea; Acrasida; Naegleriidae
Exons: 1
Coding region: 1-1068 (355 amino acids)
Source: RefSeq, a predicted model, not a curated record